UUACAUUGACAAGCUGCAUUCGCUUGAGUUGCUAAUCGUGGAAGAAAUCGAAUGUUGCGCACCGGAUUUGUCGAGCUCGCAAGGAACAGGAAAAAAGUCAGACAGUUUGCAAUCUUGGUUGGGGGUGAACAAUUUAAAUGAACUACGUCGAAAAGUUGAUGAUAUGUCUGCUACAGAACUCAAACAGCUUAUAUUAUCAAAGGUGAAGAACUCUGCGCCUCCGUGUUCUUCGGCGUCGCCGCUACUCAUCAAAACGGAGCAAAGCGAUACCUCGAAGCUAGUGGAAGAUUUGUUAAAUGAGCUUUCGACAGCCCCGCCUUCCAAAGAGUGGGAGAUUGAUUUGUACGAAGUGCGGUUUUUGCGACGGAUAGGACAAGGCAACGCGGGUACUACAUACUUGGCUGACUGGAGUAACCUGAAAGUUGCCGUCAAAGUUGCUUCUAUUUCCGAGAUGGGUUUGGAUGGUUGGCGCAAGGAAGUACAAUCCCUACAGAAACUUCAUCAUCCCAACAUUAUUCGCUUACUUGGGUCGGUCUACCACCCAAAUCCAUUAACAUUUUGUUUGGUGCUAGAGUACUGUGAUGCGGGUGAUCUAUCGACUGCGAUUCAAAAGGUAACUCCCCGUAACUUUGUUUUUCACGUUGCGCAAAGUAUUGCGAGGGGCAUGUGCUAUCUCCACAAUCGGGGGAUUAUUCAUCGCGAUAUCAAACCAGCGAAUGUGCUCUUGAGCGGCAAAGUUUCUUCCGGUCAAUUUGACGUCAAGGUAACAGACUUUGGGGUAGCGACGGACACCAAUUCGGUAGAAGACCGAACCGCGGAGACAGGAACUUAUCGUUGGAUGGCUCCAGAAGUGAUUCGUCACGAAGCCUAUAGUCAGACUGCCGACGUCUACUCCUUCUCUAUACUUAUGUGGCAGCUCUUGACUCGCGAAGAUCCUUUCGAAGGGAAAUCUCAGAUUGAAGCGGCAGCGGCCGUUGCCAUGGAAUCUGCCCGCCCUCCGUUUCACGCCGAAACGCCUGAUUCGAUAGUGCGGCUGAUUCAAGCCUGCUGGAGCGAUGAUCCACGGAAACGCUUACCGUUCGACAAAAUUUCCAAGACUCUGGCUAGUAUUGAAUCUACACAG
Molecule: messenger RNA, 1123 nt
Organism: Phaeodactylum tricornutum CCAP 1055/1
Lineage: Eukaryota; Bacillariophyta; Bacillariophyceae; Surirellales; Neidiaceae
Exons: 1
Biological process (GO): protein phosphorylation
Molecular function (GO): protein kinase activity; ATP binding
Source: RefSeq, a predicted model, not a curated record